Equus caballus (horse) is the source of this 3486-nucleotide messenger RNA. RefSeq names its product minichromosome maintenance domain containing 2 (gene MCMDC2). NCBI's taxonomy places the organism in Eukaryota, Metazoa, Chordata, Mammalia, Perissodactyla, Equidae. The record is from RefSeq and is a predicted model, not a curated record. Gene Ontology annotation, molecular function: ATP binding; DNA binding; single-stranded DNA helicase activity. Gene Ontology annotation, biological process: double-strand break repair via break-induced replication.
GUGCCAUGUCCGCACGGGAUCGGAACCUGCGAACCCCAGGCCGAAUGUGCACACUUAACCACUGUGCCACGGCCCCCCAAUCUUACUCAUUUUAUCCCUAGCACCUAACGCAAUUAUUGGCAUAUAUUGUUUCCCGUUAGUGUUUGCUGUCUUUAAAUGAGUUUUACGUAUUUUACUCUCUGCUCAUUACUGUGGUUUAAUGUUUUAUGUUGGUCACUGAUAGAAGAUUUAAAGCCAGAAGAAGCCUUAUCAUCUAAUACAACCCCUUCAUUUUCUACAGAUGAAGGUACUGAGCCAAGAGAGGUCAGGGGAUUUCCUCUCAGCAACUAGGAAGUGCUGGGUCUAGAACCAAGUUCUCAGAUUUCUUAGGUUAACUAUACUUUGUUACUCAGAUUCAAUUUAUGAAACAACUUCUACCACUUUCAUUUUUUAAAUAACACCUGCAAGGGGACCUCAUCAUCUAAUUUUUAUUUCAACAAGCAUUUUUUGGAAUACCUACUCUGUAAAGAGACAUCUGAGGCUCCUGUUCUUAAGUUUACACUCUUGUGGAGAAUCUCAUAACCUAGUGUUGAUAAAAUUGUUAUUUGGCAAAAGAAAACAAAGUUUUGUUUCCCUUUGGGUAGGAGUUUUUUAAAGUGGGAAAUUUUACGUUGUUUUAUUUCACUCUCAAUUUUAAUAGUUUGUAAAGUUUCAUUAGAGGUCUUCAAAUGUAAUUUUAAUCUAUUUCUAGGUGUUCUCAUCUUUUCUAAGAGUUUCACCAUCCUUAGUCUUUACCAGCAAUUGUGGUUUAAUCAUUUGUAAUAGAGAAGAAUCAUUACCUAGGAGAAAAUGUCAAAUUUACAAAUGAAAGAGGCAGCCCUUAUCUAUCUUGACAGAAGUGGAGGCCUCCAGAAGUUUCUAGAUGAUUGCAAGUACUACAAUGAUUCAAAACAAAGUUAUGCUGUCUAUCGAUUCAGUAUUUUAAUAAAUCCCUCUGAUGUUGCUGAAUUAGAUGCUGAACUUGGAAAUCACAUUUUACACCAGCCUUUAAAAGCCGCUCAAGUUUUUCAAUCAGUCUGUUUUAUUGCUGUUAAGACUCUCUCAUUAAUUGGACAAUUACAGACUGAAACUCAAAUUAAUAUAGUGCUGAAGUUAACACAUUUACCUCCUCUGCCAAGUUAUAGUCUUGAUCUUUGUGAGUUUCCACUUGAUUAUACAUCUCAAAGAUUUUAUAUGAUGCAAGGAAUUGUGAUUGCAAUGACGACUGUAACCAAGUAUACACAAGGUGCAAGAUUUCUUUGUUCAGAUGAAGCAUGCCCUCUUUCAAAAGGAUUUCAGUAUAUAAGAGUGCAUGUGCCUGGUGCCACAGAAUCUGCAACAGUAAGAAAUGACUUUUUGUGUAAUCUAUGUUCAUCUCCACUUCAAGAAGACAGAAAAUUUAGAGUACUUGGUGAUAAACAGAUAGUUGAAAUAAUUACCACAAAAGCACUUCAUGCUUUUCGAGGAUAUUCUGACAACCAGCCAUUUAGGUUUCAAUCUCUUACAAUUUUCCUAAGAGACGAAUCAGUGAAUAAAAUGAAUAUAGGAAAUGAGUAUAAAAUUAUUGGAAUUCCAACCUGUGUAAAAACUUCACAAACUGCUGUCUGUAUAGAGGCAAAUAGCAUCGCUUUUUGCAAUCCAAAAGUUCCUUCAGGAAUUAGCGACAGUUUCAGGUGUCUCCUUUCUUUGACUUCCAGUUCAUGCUGGAAGUUUACAGCAAUACUUGCCAAUAGUUUUGCAUCACAAAUUGUUCCUCCUGGGACUUACAACUUGCUCAAGCUGUGUUUGCUGAUGAGUCUAGUACAGACAAGUGACCGUAAUAAGAAACUGGAAGAUUGCCUGGAUAUUUUAAUUAUAACAAGUGAUACUCUACUUGUAGACAGGCUUUUGAAUUUUAGUGUAAACCUUGUGCCACGUGGUAUACAUCAUCCAGUCUCUACUGAAAUUUUUCCUACUCUAUCCAGGAAUAAAUAUGGAACUGGAGCUGUUAGCAUUCAAGCUGGCACUGCAUUGCUAGCUAAAGGUGGUAUCUGCUUUAUAGGAGACUUGGCUUCAUACAAAAAAGAUAAACUUGAACAGCUUCAAUCAGUGGUAGAAAGCAGAAGCAUCACAGUGUACAUCCCGGGAAAGAAGUUUGGGGAUGAUAUCGAUCAACAAAUGACUUUUCCAGUUCAGUGCAGUUUUUGGUCUUUUGUUGAUAUGGAUUCAUCUUCAAGGAGAAACAUGCAGAAAACCAAUGCUCUGAUUGGUCAGAUGGAUUGCAGUUUGAUUCCAGCUAAUCUGUUAGAGGCAUUUGUAUUAUUGAUUAACUGCAAUGAAUCAUCUCCUUGCCACCCACUUCUUCCUACUGUGCAUCAUACUUUAAAGAAAGCCAUUGAUCCUGAAGGGCUGCUUUAUAUAGCUUCUAAACAGUUUACAACUGAAGAUUUUGAAAAGCUGCUGGCUUUUGCAAAGAAUUUGAAUGUAGAAUUCAGCGUGGAGGCAGAAAGAAUGAUUCAUGGCUAUUAUCUAGCAAGUCGCAGAAUCAGAACAGAUUCUAAAUGUGGAUCAAAACUGUCAUCAUCUGCAUUAAAAUAUUUAGUUUCCCUAUCUGAAGCCCAUGCUCGACUGAACUUAAGGAAUAAAGUGCUUAAAGAAGAUGUAUUAAUUGCAGCCUUAUUAUUUGAAACAUCUCUCACAUUGAAAUAUGGGGCCACUGUAUUUUGUGUUGCUCCAAAUGCAGUAUUUCCAUUUGAACUGUAUAAUGAAGAAAAUUUAGAGCAAAGGGAUAUGUAUCUGACUCAGUGCCAACAACAACUCCAACAGUUUAUUGCCACUUAUGGACCUGGGACUCCUGUUUUCGCUAGUGAUGAAUAGGCAAUCUGAAGAAAAUUUUUUUCUUCAUUUCUACUUAAGCAGUGGAAAAAAAUGUGAGUGAUCCUGAAGUAAUGCUUCAGGUAAUACUGUGUGUAGGAGUACAUUAGAAUCCCAUCUUGAAAAAUAUAGUAUGAUCUCUUCAAAUUAAUUACUAAUGAAAUAAACACUAAUCCAAACCUCAAAGCCAAGAGCAGAAAUUUAAAACUUAGAAGAAUCCUACAAAAAAACUUCUGGUUAGCCAAGUAUACCAGUGGUCAACAGAUAAAAAUAUAAAUGCUGCAAACCCAGCAAUGAAAAACUGGUAACUGGUAACUUUUACAUGGUUCCCUCCAUUUGUCACAAGGUGGCAAUAACACUUUAAAUGAGAAUAUUUACCUACCAAUUAUUUUAAACCACUUUUUCUUGUGCUUGUGAACUUGACAAAUUGAUGAGUAAACAACAGCAAUUUUUAUAAUCAGCAGCCUUGAAUUUAAGACUUUUCAUGCUUAACUAGAUAUUGACAUAGCCAUUAUAUGAAUAUAUAUCAUUUUGGAAGCCCUAAUUACGCAGUCAGGAAAAAGCUUUGGAAUUUUCCAUUUUCUAUAAGCCAGGUUACACAGAAAAAAGUAAUUU